Rasamsonia emersonii CBS 393.64 is the source of this 846-nucleotide messenger RNA. RefSeq lists its product as uncharacterized. Bases 1 to 846 code for a protein of 281 amino acids. The transcript has 7 exons. Lineage: Eukaryota; Fungi; Ascomycota; Eurotiomycetes; Eurotiales; Trichocomaceae. The record is from RefSeq and is a predicted model, not a curated record.
AUGCUGUUGUUUGUUGUCGAUGGACGACGUUCCCUUUCCUGCAGAGACGAGGCACUCAACACCAAAGGGCAACUGCAAUUUAACAAGAAGCUAAAAUCCAGGAAGGGACGUGAGAGGGGUCCGCAAAGGCAGAUCAGACGCACACCUGUGGACGAUGGUGGACGUUUGAUGCUGGUCGAGCGUCGACGGUCGGUAUUCCUUUUCCGCCCUUGUGAGGCAAAAGUGAGGACGCGGUUUGCACGUGGCGAUGCUGGCAGCGAACUGUCUGACGCGCGAACUGAAGGCGUCCCUGGCCGUGUUCUGUCCAGGAGCAGGCAGAGACAGCGAUCUCAGAGGGCACCCUCAAAGAAACACGGGCAGCAGAGAGAUAGGACAGCCGAAGAGAAAGGAGUGAGAGAGGACACCAGGUCAUCCAGCACGCGGGCGGCGGCGGAUACGCUGUCACUGUACGCCGUACGGGCAAAAAUACAGCGCAUUACGCCGGCUUCUGCGGUCCUGGCGAGGUAUUGGUGCCUUAAUUACCAGUAUUCGCAGUUUCAUGGUACUGCGGAUGAAAUGAUAAAUCAAUUGGCUAUGAGAUCUUCUCUGCGACUUCGACAAGCAAUCAAUUUAUUUUCCUUCCAGACAAACUCGAGUUACAGUUACUAUGGGAUGAAACCGGCCGCGUGUGCUGCCGGAGCUAGUAGAUCACCAUCAAUAUUUAUAAUGACUCGUUUCUCUGCUGCCUGGUCAUCUGUCGCUGCAGACGUAAUCAAUAUUGGAAGCCUGCUAGUAGUAGCAUUGAUUAACCCCUCAUCCCCUCAUUCAGUAUUAGUAGUACAUACAGACGUACUGUACACGGGAUGA